Messenger RNA from Petromyzon marinus (sea lamprey), 1575 nucleotides. RefSeq names its product hydroxysteroid dehydrogenase like 1 (gene HSDL1). The record is from RefSeq and is a predicted model, not a curated record. Gene Ontology annotation, molecular function: oxidoreductase activity. NCBI's taxonomy places the organism in Eukaryota, Metazoa, Chordata, Hyperoartia, Petromyzontiformes, Petromyzontidae.
CUACCGGCACCACCACCACCCCCUACCACCACCCCGUACCCGCACCACCACCACCCCCUACCAGCAGCCCCGUCAUGGCUACUGCCGUGGACAGCUUCGCGCUGCUGUGGAGGGAGCUGUGCGGGUCUCUGUCUCCCUACCAGGAGGCGCUGGCGCUGCUGGGCGCCCUCUACGCGGCCGGGCGCGCCCUGCGCGCGCUGCGCGCCCUCGGGGGCGCCCUGCGCGUGCACGCGGCGCCGCGCCUCCUGCCGCUGCUGCGGGGGGCGCCCCCCCGCUCGCUCACCGCCUCGCACGGCACCUGGGCUGUGGUCACCGGCCCCACGUCCGGCAUUGGCCGCGCGUACGCCCGCGAGCUGGCACGCCGCGGGCUCGGCGUGGUGCUGGUGGGGCGCGACGCGGCCCGUCUGGGCGCCGCCGCAGAGGAGCUCCGUCGAGACUUCCCCGUGCGGACCCUCGAGGUCGUGGCCGACUUCGGCCGCGGCCCCGCUGCCUACGGGGAUAUCACGCGCGCCCUCGAGGGGAUGGACGUGGGCGUGCUGGUGAACAACGUGGGCGUGAUGCCGGUGGUGCCGGGCCCCUUCCUGUCGGCCGGCGAGGAGCAGCUGUGGCAGCUGGUGAACGUGAACAUGGCGGCCGCGAUGCUCAUGACGCGCCUGCUGCUGCCCGGCAUGCUGGAGCGAGGCCGUGGGGCCGUGGUGAACGUCUCCUCGGGCAGCUGCCUCAAGCCCACGCCCUACAUGGCCGCCUAUGCCGCCACUAAGGCCUUUGUGGAGAGCUGGAGCUGCUCGCUGAGCCGGGAGUGCGCCGGCAGCGGCGUCGCCGUGCAGACGCUCAUCCCCUUCUACGUGGCCACGCGGAUGACCGCGCCCGGCCGCUUCUUCCGCCGACCCUGGCUGUUCGUGCCCUCGGCGGAGGAGUACGCGCGUCACGCCGUCAGCACGCUGGGAGUCGCGCGACGCACCACGGGUUACUGGCCGCACACGUUGCAGAUGUGGAUCGCUCAACUGAUGCCGGAGUGGCUGUGGGCGUGGUUUGCGAUGCACAUCAACAUCCUCCUCUGGAAGCCGUGAAGACAACGGCGGGAUCCGGAACAUUGACACCACCAGCACUUGGAAUCAGAAUCUUUCGAGUGCCCGAUGGAUGAGCUUUGAAUGUAUGAUAUCCACUCCGCUAUUAGUCUUGGCCAUAUUAGUCUUGGCCUUAUUCCAUCACCUCUUCUAGCCGUGACGCGUCCUGCCCAAGCCCACUGACCUCUUUUUUUCCUCUUCCAUACAAUGUUUAUUUUACAAGAACCAAACCUUGCCGUCCUUCGCAAGGGAUCACUUAUAUUCUUGGUUCUUUCGGUAAAGUCACGUGACGAUAUCUUUGCUGCGCCUGUGGGCAGCGCAGCAAAGAUAUCGUCGUUCUGUGCUUCUAUGUUACCGCGUCUCUUGCUCCUCCACCUUCACCAACCCGUGCUGACGAGCGAGAGACAGUAUGGUCACAUAACCCCCCAUGACCAGCGGCCGUCACAUGGAUUGGCAAAGAAGCUGUAAAUUCAUAAUCACUACAUUAUUAUAAAAUACUUGGAAAAUG